Molecule: messenger RNA, 1387 nt
Organism: Drosophila eugracilis
Lineage: Eukaryota; Metazoa; Arthropoda; Insecta; Diptera; Drosophilidae
Product: mitochondrial tRNA-specific 2-thiouridylase 1
Exons: 2
Coding region: 89-1234 (381 amino acids)
Biological process (GO): tRNA wobble position uridine thiolation
Cellular component (GO): mitochondrion
Molecular function (GO): sulfurtransferase activity
Source: RefSeq, a predicted model, not a curated record
CACGCAAUCAGCUGUUUCUGCCGCAAAAACAUUUGUUGACUUAACAUGAGCUGUUUAAGUUUAAAAUUAUAGAACAAGUCUGAACUGAAUGAUUCGCAAAGUAGUAGUGGGCGUGUCUGGGGGCGUGGACAGCGCUGUCACCGCUCACCUGCUGUCAGAACGAGGAUUCAAUGUGUUGGGAGUAUUCAUGAGAAAUUGGGAUGAAAUGGACGAAGUGGGUCGGUGCAGCGGCGAGGCCGAUCUUAGGGAUGCAGAGUGGGCAUGUCGGCUUCUGGGAGUGGAGCUGCGCCAGGUGAACUAUGUGCGCGAGUAUUGGACGGCUGUAUUUAGCCAAUUCCUGGACGAUUAUCAACAAGGAUUAACUCCAAAUCCAGAUAUUCUGUGCAACCGCCACAUCAAGUUCGACCUUUUCCAUAAGCACGCACUAGAUAAUCUCAAUUACGAUGCCGUGGCCACAGGUCACUAUGCCCGCAAUAGUUUAGGAAACUAUCUGGAAGGAAUUACUUCUCAGAAGGAAGCACGUUUGCUAAUACCCGCCGAUACCUUCAAGGAUCAAACAUUCUUUCUGGCCGGGAUUUCCCGAAAAGCUCUGCAACGCACCAUGUUUCCUUUGGGAGAUCUCCAGAAGACCCAGGUGAAGGAAUUGGCCACAAAAAUUGGACUCAAUCGCCUUGCCAAUAAGAAAGAGAGCACGGGCAUUUGUUUCGUUGGCAAACGAAACUUUAAGGAUUUUAUAAAAGAGUACAUUACAUCCAAAAAUGGUCCUUUUAUAGACAUCGACAGUGGAGCAGUAGUUGGCCACCACGAGGGCAUCCAUCAGUGGACUGUGGGCCAACGUUGCCGCUUAAGUUCAUACCUGCAACCCUAUUUUGUUGCCAGGAAAGAUGCCGUCAACAAUAACAUCUUUGUGGCAGCAGGCCAUGAUCACCCCGCCUUACUUAGCACCCACAUAAACAUCGAUCCACCCAACUGGCUGUGUUCUAAGUCCCAAGAAAAGCUUUUGGAUACCGGCCAGUUAAGAUGCCGCUUUCGUUUCCAGCACACGAAACCCUUAGUGGACUGCCACCUGAGGAUCUCAGCAAAGAAAGACUUCCAUGUCGAGUUGGAUGCUCCUUUAAGAGCCAUUACGCCAGGACAAUAUGCUGUGUUUUAUGACGACACGGCUUGUUUAGGUUCAGCUCGUAUCCUUUGCGCUGAUCCUCUUAACGAAAACCUUCAGGCACAACAAAUUUAAGUUGAAACACUAAACGGUUCAUGGUUUUUUUGUGGAAAAAACCUUCUAAGUCAGGAAAUGAUUGAGAAAUCUAGUUAGCCUAGUUAAUCGAUGAUUAAUUAGUUCUUUGUAUUGUUUCCUUUGAUCCAUAAAAAUACACAAAUUCUCUUUUAA